GCACAAUUGCUUGACGGUGCUGGUUCUUAAGCUGUGCGUUGUUCGCGAUGGUACGGGAACAAACAGUGGAUUAGAAAAUAUAUUGACGUUUUUUUUUGCUGUCGCAUUUUUUCUGUCGGGAGUAUUUUCGUCACCGAGUUUCCUUCGAUCGGUGUGCUCAGUGACGUUUGGUGAAUGGGACCGAGCGUUCGGUUUGCACCUUACGUAAAAUGAAACGUGUCUAUAUCUGGCGGUUCCUUCCCGCGUGGAUAAAGGGAGUACCAUAGCCUGCUUGUCCACCACCUUGCUGUCGUACACUCUGCCUGUAACAUAAACUGUUGUAUUUUUUUGUAUAGAAAAUUUAUGAUUAGGAGGAGCGCAUUAUCUUUGGGAGCUCCGGACUAUGGCCGAGUCCAGUGUCGAGUUCGCGCUUACAUUUUUCGAAGUGACCGAGGAGACGAUAUGGAUGCGAGGUGUCUUUUAUUGCUGUUAUCUCUGUCGUGUAACAUGUGUAUGUCUAAAAUUGAAGCGGUAUGUGGAAGACCUUCUAUCUUUUGCAUGUGGAAGACCUUAUAUCCUUUACCACCAACCUCAGGAUGCAGAUAAGGUUUGAUUUUGGUGAGUCGGUGUGUGCCAGUCGAAGUCAGAAGUGACUGUGUCUUCAUUAUGCGUAACAAUUGCUAAUAGCCCAGGCCGUCUAAAAUAGUGUUCUUGAUUAAAUCCUUUGGUAUCGUAAUAUGUGCUUGUGUAUAACGGAUAAUAAGAGAUUAGGUGUAAGACGGCCUUCACAAAUACUAACGUUCGGCUAUUUGUUGACACAGUUGCUUAAUUCGAAUGUGUUGAUAUAGUGGUGAAGAUCACGUGUGAGUGAAUCCGCUGGAAUAUUUUUGUUCGGGUUGCGCUAUCUCAUCUCUAAAACAGGACAGGGCCAUUGUGACGUCCUCGCAAUUAACAACGAGGAGGUGGUGAGUGUACAGCGUUCCCUAUUUCAGAAUUAUUCUUAGCUGAUGGGUGGAUGUCGGUUUUGAACAAAUCAUGCCAAAUUCUCAGCUGUUGAAGGAAAAGUCCUCAAGCUUUAUACGACGAGAAAGAUGACUUCGGCAUGUUGAGGAGAGCAUCGCUUAUAUUCUACUGUUUCGUUAGGUUGACUUAGACAAUCGUCGACUUUAGCACAUCGGAUUGUUAAACUCUGCCAAGGAACUGGCACAUUCAGCCGGAGUAAACCGUGACAAGUAUGUGUGUAUGGAGACGUGCCGAGCCCGACGGCCGAUGAAGCCCCUUACGACUCCAUGAACUCGAUGUCGUUUUUGGGAGCACCAAUAACCGGUGAACAUCUUAGCAUGAUGGUGUUGCAUAGUUCUUCACACUCGCAACGACGACACCACCCUCACCAUCCUCACCACCCGCACACGAUGUCGUCGAGCUUUAAUCCGACCUCUAGCGGCAAUUCCAGAGGGGAAACCGGUCUCGUGUCCACCUCAGCAUCUUCAUUGAAUCAACAUCACGCUGUUGGUACGCCUUCGUUAAAGCUAAAAUCGAUCAAUGCAGGCGCCAGCAGCGGUGGUGUCGCUGGCGGCAGCGUUACAAGUCUGAAAGCUCGUACUCCUCGUCCCGCGCGUUUCAAAUGUAGCUUCUGCCCAUAUAUGGCAAGAGAUGCAGGUUCGCGCAUAGUCCACGAAAGGGUACACACCGGCGAACGGCCAUAUAGCUGUGGUUUGUGUGGAAAGCGAUUUGGUUAUAAAAACGCGCUUCAAACUCACGUACGAACACAUACAGGGGAGAAGCCAUACGAAUGCGAAAUAUGCACGAAGAGGUUUACCCAACUAUCGAACUUGAAGUUCCACAAGAAAAUUCACCAUCCCGGUGUUUUUUCUUGGCUUACAACAGCUGUUACAGGUAGUUUGGAUCCGUUGAUGAGCCUGCCUACAGAAGUCGAGGCUCGUGCAAUGGUUUACCCAUCGCUUGACAUUGAGAGCAGCGUUCGAUUGAAGUGUACUUUUUGUGGCAAGCAGUUUGGCGCUCGAAAGUCAUUACUCAAACAUCUUCGUCAUCAUUCAGGCAGCGAGCCGUACGAGUGUGACAUCUGUGGGAAGCGUUUUCUCACGGGGGAUAUCCUUCGCAGUCAUAAAGAUAAUUCGAUUUACCGAAAAUCACAAAGAAAAAUAAUUGGAACGACAGGAUUUUCGCCAACCAAGUCUGGACGCAUUAACUAUUAUAAAGACUCUAAAGCCUUAAUGACCCAAUUUGGACCUCAAGACGUUACGUCUCCACUUACGAAAGAUCACAACUACAAAAUGACGUGCAUUUGGAAGCAGAAUGUUCUGCUUGCGGAACAUGUUUUUGCUACUAAAGUAGCGAUGUCGAUCAAAUAUCGGCAGAUCAAACCCGAAGAUGGACCUAAGGUUAUCGAUACUGGGAUUAUCAACACGAAAGGGUUGGAUUUCGUUAUGGAGACCAACCGGAUAGCGGCGCUUUAUGAAGUCGAUGGAGCGAUAGUAUCAGCCGCAACUGCGUCGCGUGGCCUUGACCUUACCCCUAUCAUCAUUGACUCGGUGAAGCAGAUUCAACACGCGCUUGGCAGAGGUCGAAAGGCGUUACAUCCAAGCCCAGGACCAAUGCGUUACCAAUGUCCCGUAUGUCCGUAUUCGACCAAUAAGAAAGGACACUAUGUUGUCCACGAGCGUGUUCAUACGGGCGAGAAGCCAUACAAGUGCCCGCUGUGCCCUUAUAGAGCGACUCAGAAGAGCAGUGUUACCAUACACAUGGUUGUCCAUCAACGGUCGGCAAGUCGGAUUUAAAUUUACACUUCGGGCAAAAAAAAAAAAAGGAAAUCGCCAAUAGGAUCUACCAGCCCGGCACAAAAAUCUUUCGUUAAGGGAAUGGGUGAGAUGGCGUGAGAUUCUCUAUAUAGCGUUGAACACUUCAGUUCUUUUGGGGAAGUCAAGGGAACGCGCUUGGCUAUACGAUUUAGCGUUGUUAUCCAUUACUUUUAACCUCUGCUUGCUUGCAGCUCUUUAGCAUAUCGCCGUCUUAAUAUUCAUAUGCUUUCGUUACCUCAGUGAUAAGACCAUGCCGCGUUCGUAUUUUCGCUAUACAAUUGUAGAACGUACAAGCUAUACAAAUAUCGAUAGGCAAACUGGAAAAUGUAAUAUUAAUCAAACAAUUUACAAAUGCUAUCCAGCUUUACCUGCGGCUGACACCGUUCGACUGCUCUAGGUAACUGCAUUCUACAGCAGCAUAAUCUUAAAAGAGGAAAGAUAGGGCAACGUUUCUGAUCUAAUAGAUGACACGCUGAUGAAAGUACUUUUAAUGUCGAUCAUAUGGCGUUUAGCUGCAAAAAGUUAUGGCUUCCACACAAAAUGACCCCAAACCUUGGUCGACCCUUGCUAGGCAUCAAAGCCCCGGGCUCGCCCAGCACUUCUAGAGAUAAUUUCAUACCUUGUUGCUACUGUUUAUAACGAGCCAAUUUCAUAACAGAACAACAUUUUUUGUGGAUGACAAUGUGAGCGAAACUUUUGAAAAUGCUAUUGUUCAUCUAUCGGCAUGUUUUCCGGUGCUGAUCUUUUUCAUUGACAGAAAAAAGCAGUAAGAUUGUUAACUCUAAGCAACGAUGCUAUAGACAGAAGAAAAAAUGUUGAUCCAACAAUUAACUGAGCUUAUUAUCUGCGUCGUUCUCAAGCCAAAGCUUGGCAGAGUCGCAGAAGCGGAAAGUAGUAAAUAUACAUGCCUAUGAGGGAAAUAUACAUACUUAGAUAUAUAUUGAACAAUUGUGAAGAGGAACACUUACUCGUGUGCUGCCAUGUCAGAACGUCUCCAUCCGAAACGCACACGAGCCUUUCGCAGACUUUUCUUUGAUAGGUUAGAAAUCAACAGGAAUAACUAAGAGUUCUAUAAAACGUCAUGGAAGAAAAAUGAGUAGGAUUUGAGAAACGGUGUUAUUAUGUUUCAUUAUGGUAUUAUUUCAAGCAAGAGAUAAACAAAACUAGCAUAGAAAGCAGUAGCUGAACAAUGAAUAAGAAACUCGUGUGAAAUCUAUUGUGAAUUUGAUUUCUUAAACGUGUGUGUCGUUCGCACAACCUAUUUGGAGACGUCAUAAUCUAAAUCCCUAUCCCUGACAGCCGUCUAGCAGCUGUCCCUGAUAGCGCCGCAGAGGGCGCAGACCGUAUAUACGUAUCACCUUGCCUUAAGUGCUCAAGAAGGAAAUUUAUAUAGUUAAUAUUAUGACCAUUAUUAUUAAUGUAUCAAUGGUAUGUAUACGCACUUAUAUAUACAUAUAUAUAUAUAUAUAUAUAUACACAGAUUGCGAGUGAAGAGAAGCGGACGAAAUAACGAGAACCAGGAACAGAGAAAGGAAGAUUAUUUAGACUAAUAGAAUAGAAACUGAACAUGUGAUGUGUGCUCUGCAAUACAAAUGAAACUGAUAGUAAGACCGGUGUAUGAUGAUAAAUGUCGGUGUACGCCAACUGGUAGAAGCACUCUGCUGAACACGCUAACACACUAACGGGAACACGGGACCGAUCAUGCGAACGUAUUGUUAUAUAUAAGUAUAUAUAGCCUUACUAUUAUUUCUAUUCAUGUUGAUACGGGGGGACACUGUGACAGCAAGUACAUUUUACAAAGGCACCCCUAAUUACACCGCUAUCUCGUCGAAUUAGCAGUGCACCUUUGGUUCUGAUGGUGCCUUAUCAUGAAUACAGUUACAACAUUGCAUACUCCCAGCUGACAAAUGGCAAAAUAUGUUGAAAUAGUAUUGGACGUUACUUGUAAUGAUAUUACCCCAUUAUGCGUCACAGAGUGGCGCAGAAGUAUCUCGCUACCGGCGAAUCUUUUAAAGCGGGCUCUUGACAACUAACAGACCUUCCUGUUGUCGAACAAUAUGUACUCAUCGUUCAGUUUGAUACUAGUGUUAUCUAGAUGGCGACCAGUAGCACAUGGAUGACACUUAAUGGCGUUUUCGCUACGACGAUAUUUGUCUCCUCCGAGCGCCUGAUAUCAAGUAUACUCUGAGCUUUCCGGCAACGACUUGCCAAGGUCAGCAAAACGCUUCGUGGAACAGUUUGUUUGAACAUGUUCUGUGAAAGUUUUGCCGCUCUUAACGGUCGUGUCGCAAGCGUCAAGGCGGGACCUGGUCAAGGCAGCGUUUUUCCUCGAACUAUAAUAACCAAAAGGAAAUCUAUUCUGUAUUGACGCCGGGUCAAAAAGAAGGCAUGUCGUAUUUUCUAUGCAAACGUGGUAAAAAGCUCUGUAAACAAGAAAUACAACAUCCAUAUAUGUGUAUAGAUAUAUACGCGAACAUGAAUUUGUGCGCAUCUUAUGUGCAUAUCAUAUCUGAGUAAGGAACAGGCAUGGGUCACAACAGAAACUUCUGCAGUUAAAAAAGUUAGCAGAAUCUAUAAAUAGUGUUAUAUAUAUACAUGUACAUCGUUUAUCGAUGAACCGGUGCAGAUGGUGAAUGUUAAGGGGAUAUGAUUAAGGAAAAUGUAUGUGAGGAUCUACCAGGCGGUUGUCUAGCGCUGUUUUUGCUUACAUACUUUAAACGAAUGUAGCAGACAGACAACUACAAAGGACGGUAGUUAGCUGAACCGUGACAAAACAUGGUACGCACUGACUACUGAAAAUGAACAUUUUAGGUAACGACCGCAGUAGACUGAAGUAUUCAAUGAAUAUUUCAACAGCUAGAUACAUGCACAGACGUAGUUACAGCUAGAACCCGGUGAUUUUGAUAAAAUUUGGGCAGGAUCGCCCUGACUGUAAAGGAAGGAAAGGGCCGAAAUGAUCUGGCCGAAAUCUGUACUAAUUAUACAUUCCAGAACAAGUCUGUGGCGGUUAGGCGUCGAGCUACGAUAACUACCUAGCUAAGGGACCCCUUUUUAAGCUCUCGACUUUUGCAUACUUAGACUGAGCAAAUUACCUAACAAGCUGUUAGUUAUCCACGUGGGUUACGAAUAUCUAUGAACCGCCGGAUUCGCCAGCGAAUUCGAUAUCAAACCCUUGAGUGGCUUUUAGGCAUCAGAGAACUAGGACAUUACAACAGUUGAAAGUAUUUUAAAUGCCAAUAGACAGUUAGAUGCCAUAGGGCAUAAAAUAGUUACGCAUAUUCGCGCAAACUACCCAGUGUAAAAAUCAGUAGCCACAAUUGUGGUCCGAAUUCCGUUGAUCUUUUCGCUAUUGAAUGCUCUACCGUUGCAGCGAAGAUUGGGCGAGACUUAAUAGAUCUUCAGACCACUACAAUAGUUCACUUCGAGCAAAGCGAUACAUGGAUAAAGAGAUAAAUACGAAAAAUUUGCUAAAAAACAAAAUGUGAAGGCACUAGCACGUUGCACUUCAUGAUUUAGUCCUCAGAACUGUAAGGUCAUAUGAAGACGCAGUGACUUCAGGCGCCUCCACGAUGGUUUUAUGCAAGGGGUGCAUUUUUACCAUUUGCCAACAAUAACAUCGCUGAAUUUUUUGGCAGUGAGGUGGUCUUGGAAUCCGGUGGUUCACACACGACAAACGUUAACAUAUCUUCCGGAAUUACUGCAAAAGACGGUCGUCUUAAUAUUCGGGCGGCUCCGAUUACACAAGGCUAUUUCGUCUGUGUCUGACAAUGUUCGAGCUGAAAUACAGGAUGGUGAGAAAGGUUGCUAACUUUUAACGAUCGUGCCUUAGACCGCCCGUCCGACCUCGAGUGGCCCACCUCUCACCUCCUCCAGAACACGUACUGUAGUUGGUAAGAGACAGCAAAUGUUUUCUUUUCUUAAACUUAUUUUUUCUUGUCGUGUCAGCAACUUGUACAGAUAGCGGAAUAGGCUAUCGACAGUUUACCUACACGGUAAAGGAAAUAAAACUUUGGGUAGGUAAAAAAUGUACAUCCACAUAGUAUAAUAUCAACACGUGUGUUCACUGAGGGUAGGACACACUUCCUUAGGUAGUACCCGACGCAUAUACAUUCGUAUUGAAAUGAGACAGACCAUUCGUGAUCUGAUCAUCGCGAGUACUAUCGAGACCGCGUAGAAAGAGCGAUACUGUAAUGCACAGUAGCACUAAUUACGGUUAUGAUCGAAUGCAAUGAAGGAACUCUAGGCCACUUCGCUUCUGUGGCUGUCCACACUAAACAGAUUACAUUGUAGCGGAGCCUAUCAUUGAUAGCUUUUGAAACAGAAUCGACUGAGCUACGGAACGGAAAACAGCUCUCUUAUCGUUCGGUAUUGUUAGCCAUAAUUAGCCAUAAAGUAAAAGCCAAUCAUAUGCUUAUCCGACCAACAAAGCGAAGACCUAAUGUGAGUUGGCCUACGGACAUGACAACGGUUUACUGUGAAUUCACAUUAGCAAUAUAUAUAUAUAUAUAUAAGCACAGGUUGGUAGAUCUCGCAUUUCUAUUAUAUAAGUUAGCAUAAAGCCAUGCAUUGAUCAACUUCGAAAUGGUUCACGUCUUGAAAAUUGUAUUUUAAUUAACAGUUCAAUACGAUUACUUACGUUCGGUCAAAAUUCACGACUCAUAUGUCAUAGUGGCAGAACAUGCCAUUGAAAGUUUCAUUUCCGAACGAAUCUUAUGAAAGUCCUGUGUUCGGGUUAGACUGUUUUGCAACUUGUUGAAAUUAGUUGGCGUCUGUAAACGUUACUUGCAAAAUGUCCGCUGAUGAGCAUAGUUCAAAAAGAGCCCGUAAAUUAGUAGCUUACUAGAGUAUAUUUUGUUAAUUAAAAUACACGCGCAGAUCCCGCACUGGUGACUCGAUCACCUAUAAUUAAUUCACCUGAACUACGAUAAAAUUUAAGCCUAAUGUACGCACGAACGCUAUAUAUAACAGCGUGUGCGCAGCUACUGAAAACUUUUGGCUACUUAAAAAUGAACUUUUCUUUAAUAUUAGGUGAGGUGUAUCAAGUAUGUCUGAACGAAAGUAAUCCUUUUGCAGACUAGUCUGGCUAAGCAUUUUUCGGGAUUUGUUGUUAAGGUAAAGUCUAAGUCAAAUCUUGUACUAUAUACCACAACCUAUCACGCAUACAGCCAUAUGCCUUGGUCGCGUAACUUGACAAAUCAAGCUUACAGAUCGGCUAUGUUCUAGGCGUAUGUGCUUGUAUGAUAUGAUGAGCAUACAUAAGACGCUAUAGCGACACUUUUCGUUUUUACCGGCUCUUUCUUCCUAGCUCAAAAAAGCCUAUUAAAAAUUAUAUACAUAUUUUAUAAUUGUUAUUAAUGCAAACGUUCCGCUAUACAUUGUAUAGACAAUGCAGUGUUAUCUUUUUCGUCGGGAUUCCUUUUUCUUGCCUGCUUGCCUUAACGCUAAGGACAAGGUCACAAGGACCUAUCUUGAUCAGAAGACUCGGCCAAGUGCGAUGUAAAAAGUUCGAUUCCCUUUACGAAUUUUCAUGAAACAAAAACGAUUGCUGCAUGAAAACUGAACAGGAAGUUAUUGAGAGGAAAAAUCGAGGCCAUCUUAUUUGGUAGAUUGUUGCUUUUUUACUUUCUAAAUUCAGAUUUAUCGGACGAAUUACAAGGCCAAUGCUUUUAGCUUACACAAAGCCAACUGUAUCGAAGGGUAUAGCGAAUACGAUCGGGACACGUAUAAGUAAACAAACAAACAGAGAGAAGAAAUAACGCUUAUACACGUGGUGUGAGAGUCCGCAGGAUCUGGGCAAAUGAAAGAAACGAAUUAGUAAUAAUGGUAAAACAAAGAAUAAAGUGUACGGUGAAAUACGACUAUGUAAACGCUGCAGUUUCUCCAUCGCUGAUAAAUGGUUAUCUGACAAUUUACUAAUUCAGCUCAAGAGCACCUGUACUCGAAAAAUAUAAAUACUUUCAAUUGUGGAAAGCUAACUUGGUUCAAGUCAAACCAGUCAAUUGACAGCGUCUUGCAUGAUGGACUGAACUGAUCUUGCAUAGAAGUUUUGAAUGGUCAUAGACGAUACCGCCAGGCGGAAGGUGGCAUAUACCUACGGUGCUAUCCAUAUAUGUAUUGAAAAACAUGUUUGUAAUUGUUAAUGAGCUCCAUUGUAGUAUAAAUGAUGAUAUAGAUGAGAGAUUGAGAGAGAGGGAGAGAUUGAGAGAGAGGGAAGGAGAGAUUGAG
Messenger RNA from Varroa destructor (honeybee mite), 9023 nucleotides. RefSeq lists its product as uncharacterized. Lineage: Eukaryota; Metazoa; Arthropoda; Arachnida; Mesostigmata; Varroidae. The record is from RefSeq and is a predicted model, not a curated record.